AGAGGCGAAGGGAGAGUCCUGCCCAGCGUGGACCUGUGCGUCGCUGCAUGGUCGACCUGGAGACUCGCUCUCCGCAAGGUGAGACGCGCGGACCAAAGAGGAGGCCUCGAAGGAUCGGCAGGAAUUCUCGCGAAAGCCGACUCUUCCUCUCUCGUAUGCUCGCAAUCGCGCGCGCUCUUCCUCGGUCGUUUUUCUCCCCCUUUCUCCCUCUUUCUCUCGUGCCGAGAGGGCUCCUCUUUUCGCGAACCAAGGAAAUCGAGUGAGUGAUUCGUAUUUUUUCAUCCCGCGGAAUCCCCUGACUUUCCACGAAGUGCUCUGCUACAGAUCCGCUUGGACACUGUCCUAGAUUGGUGCAAACGUCGGAGACAGGAUCAUCAGUGGAUAUACGCUACUCUUAUAUGUUGGACAGAAUUUGAAAAAAGAUGCAUGGAUGCUUAUCUUCAGGUUUAUGAAAGAGACUUUUGAAUUUAGUUAACACUUUCGUGGUAGCAAUGUCGGGACGCAAAGUGCGGAAUCGACACAUUUGACAGUGAUAACGUGAAUCUUUUCUUAUCAAAGCGCGUGAGAAUUUGAUCCCUCGUGCUAUUUCAUCAGAAGAAUCCAUAUCACAUCAAGGCGCCCACGAUCAGCAAACAUGUCAGUUGUCUCGCCUUACAAAGUCAAUUGAAAUCGCUGUCAAUAAAAGUUGAAGUAACGGUUCGUAACUUUGGGGCGGUUUCGCGAAAUUGCUCCACUCUUCGAGGGAGGUGAACAGUGUUUUUCUCUCGGUGACGUUAAAUCGGCGGUAAAUUCGAUGGUGUGCGUGAAUGUUCCGUUAACUCAGAAGGCUCGUCCCGAAAGUGAACGUUGGAAUUUCCUUUCGGAAUCUUCACCAAGACAGUGCAAUCUUCGCCGUUCGUCUCGUCUUGGAUAUACCUCAUAAGCUGCGUGCAUGUUAAACUGAGACAAUCAUGACGACUUUAAUGCCGGACAUGUGACAUGUACGGUAAAGAAGGGAGAGCGAUGGCGGAAACAUUUCCUCGAAAUUCCUCCGGUCUUCUUCUCGUUCGUGAUAAUCGACGGGCCUGCGAAGCAAAAGAGAAAAUCCUCAUUCAGAUUACCUUGGCAAGACCUACGGGUUCGUAAAGGGCAUGAAAGCUCAUCAUGUUCAACCACCGACACGGGCCACGAGCGCUGUCGACCUGCUGCAACCUUCUCGGCGUAACAUUCCUCUUAUUGAUCGCCGGUAGCUACGUGUCAUCGGAUCUCAAUUCCGAGUUCGUCAAAGGGAAAAUUUGCAUCGGUACCAAUGGCCGUCUGUCCGUGCCGUCCAACAAACAGCAUCACUACCGGAAUCUUCGAGACCGGUACACCAACUGUACUUACGUCGAUGGCAAUCUGGAGAUCACAUGGCUCCAGAACAAAUCAUUCGACCUCAGCUUCCUCCAGUACAUACGGGAGGUCACGGGUUACGUCCUCAUCAGUCACGUGGACGUGCCCAAGAUCGUCCUCCCGAGAUUGCAAAUCAUCCGUGGUAGGACCCUCUUCAAGCUCAAUAUUCACGACCACGAGUUCGCUCUCUUCGUCACGAUGUGUCAGAUGCACAACCUGGAGAUGCCGUCCCUUAGAGAUAUACUCAACGGGAGCGUGGGCAUGUACAACAACUAUAACCUCUGCCAUAUCAAGACGAUCAAUUGGGAGGAAAUAAUUACCGGUCCGGGAGGCCGGUACUUUUACGUGUACAAUUUUACGUCGCCGGAACGCAAUUGUCCGGAAUGCGACGAGAGCUGCGAACAGGGUUGCUGGGGCGAGGGUCCGGAGAACUGUCAAAAGUACUCGAAGACGAACUGCUCGCCUCAGUGCUGGCAGGGCAGGUGUUUCGGUCCUAAUCCACGCGAGUGUUGCCAUCUUUUUUGCGCCGGUGGCUGCACCGGUCCCAAACAGAGCGACUGUCUUGCCUGUAAGAAUUUCUUCGACGAUGGCGUGUGCACCCAGGAAUGCCCGCCCAUGCAAAAAUAUAAUCCAACGACGUAUUCGUGGGAAGCUAAUCCUGAUGGAAAAUACGCGUACGGGGCAACCUGCGUAAGACGAUGUCCGGAACAUCUCUUGAAGGACAACGGCGCGUGUGUGAGAUCCUGUCCACCUAAGAAGAAGGCGAUGAACGGCGAGUGUGUCCCCUGUGACGGUCCCUGUCCAAAAACCUGCAAGGGCGUCGAGAAAGUGCAUUCUGGUAAUAUUGAGACUUUCAAGGAUUGCACCAUCAUCGAAGGAUCCAUCACGAUCCUGGAUCAGAGCUUCGAGGGCUUCCAACACGUUUACGCAAAUUACACGUUCGGCAGACGAUACGAAAAGAUGCAUCCCGACAGAUUGGAAGUCUUCAGAACCUUAAAAGAGAUUACGGGGUAUCUCAAUAUCCAGGGAGAUCAUAAGGAUUUCAGGAACCUUUCGUACUUUCGCAAUCUCGAGGUGAUCGGAGGCAGGACGCUCACGGAAUAUUUUGCAUCCUUGUACGUCGUCAAGACUUCUCUGGUGUCGUUCGGACUUAGUUCCUUGAAGAAGAUUUAUUCCGGCUCGAUUGCCAUUUUGGAGAACAAGAAUUUAUGUUACGCGCAGAGUAUCAAUUGGACCAGGAUCAAGAAGUCAUCCGAACACGAAAGUCUUUUAUCGAACAAUCGAAACGAGAGCGAAUGCAUUAAGGAUGGCCUCGUGUGCGACGAGCAAUGCUCGAACGAAGGAUGCUGGGGACCUGGACAAGCGCAAUGUCUGUCGUGCAAAAACUUAAUCCUAGGAAAUGAUUGUCUUCAAGAUUGCACUGCGCCAGGGAUUUAUCAAGCGGACGAAAAGACUUGUAAGAUGUGUCACGAGGAGUGCGACGACUCCUGCACUGGUCCUAAUGCCGACCAAUGCAUCAAGUGUAAACAUGUGCGAGAUGGACCGUUCUGUGUGCCCAAGUGUCCAUCCUCAAAAUACAACGACAAUGGCCAGUGUAAACACUGUCACGAGAACUGCGUAGGCGGCUGCGAGGGACCGGAGAACAACAUAGGCGCCAACGGAUGUCAUAGUUGCGAAAAGGCAAUUAUGAAUGGGCACGUACCAGAGGGAUGUUUGCAAAAGAAAGAGUCAUGUCCUGAUGGACAUUAUUACGAGUGGGUGAGUCCGCAGGAGCAAGGUGCUUUAAAACCUCUCGCCGGAAAGGCAGUCUGUCGCAAGUGCCACCCACGUUGCAGUAAGUGCACAGGAUACGGCUUCCACGAGCAGGUCUGUCAACAGUGCACCAAGUACAAGAAGGGAGAGCAAUGCGAGGACGAAUGUCCUACCGAUCAUUUCGCGGAUGCUGACACGCAGCUAUGUAUACCGUGCUUCGGGGAGUGUCGAGGGUGCACUGGACCAGGCCCUGAUCAGUGCCAGAAAUGUCGAAACUACAAAAUUUACAUGGAUGGCAAUCCCAGCGAUAAUUCGACAUCCUUCAAUUGCACGGAGGUUUGUCCAUCGGAAUAUCCCCACAAGGUUUUCCCCCCAAAGAGCGAUCCGUACUGCUCCGACGUGCCGAUAGGCCUAAGCUUCCAAUUAGAUAAUGAACUUCAGCCAACUAUUCUGGCCGGAAUUGUGGUCUUUACGGUGGUGAUAUUCGUCUGCUUUAUUACGAUAAUUUACUACUGGCGGAGGACGAAGACCAAGGAAAAUACGGUGAAGAUGACGAUGGCUUUGACGGGUUUGGACGACAACGAGCCGCUUCGACCGACAGGCGUGAAACCGAAUUUGGCCAAGUUACGGAUAAUCAAGGAAGAGGAGAUGAGGAAAGGCGGUAUACUGGGUUACGGUGCUUUCGGCAAUGUAUAUAAAGGUGUUUGGGUGCCCGAAGGAGAGAACGUGAAGAUUCCAGUCGCUAUAAAGGUUCUCCACGAUGGUACAGGUGCGAACACGUCCAAAGAAUUUCUCGACGAGGCUUACAUCAUGGCCAGCGUCGAGCAUCCGAAUCUGCUGCAGCUGCUUGCGGUAUGCAUGACGUCGCAGAUGAUGUUGGUGACUCAGUUGAUGCCCCUGGGAUGUUUGUUGGACUUUGUACGCAGGUACAAAGACAAAAUCGGCUCGAAGCCACUGCUAAAUUGGUGCACGCAGAUCGCAAGAGGUAUGGCUUACCUGGAGGAGAGGAGAUUGGUUCAUCGAGACUUAGCGGCGCGAAAUGUCCUCGUACAGACUCCGAAUUGCGUGAAGAUCACCGACUUCGGUCUCGCCAAACUGUUGGAUAUCAACGAAGAGCAAUACAAGGCCGCGGGUGGGAAGAUGCCGAUCAAGUGGUUGGCACUAGAAUGCAUUCAGCAUCGAGUGUUCACUCAUAAAUCGGACGUGUGGGCUUUUGGAGUGACUAUUUGGGAAGUUCUCACUUAUGGCGGUAGACCGUACGAAAAUGUCCCCGCUCGAAACGUGCCCGAAUUAUUGGAAAAGGGCGAAAGGCUGCCGCAGCCCGCGAUUUGCACGAUCGACGUGUACAUGAUUAUGAUAAAAUGUUGGAUGCUCGACGCCGAAUCUAGACCCAGCUUCAAGGAAUUAGCCGAAGACUUUGCAAAAAUGUCUAGAGAUCCCGGCCGAUAUCUUGCCAUUAAAGGAGAUAAAUACAUGAGAUUGCCUCCUUAUACAUUACAGGAUGAAAAAGAGAUGAUACGAAAUCUCGCAUCAGCAAUGGAUGGUCCAGAAGCUCUGGUGGAUGCCGAAGAGUAUCUGCAGCCCAAGUCGCGGGCUCCCCUUCCGCCUGUGAUCUCCGCAUCGAGUACUUCCGGCUCGCCGCCGCUCACAUCGGUCAAAUCAUGUUGGCCAAACGGCAAGCCCCUCGCCGCUGAUUCGCCGACGCCGCAAAAUCAGCAAAACUGGGACAGGGAGCUUUUGAGGUACGGCGGAAAUCACGGGAACGGAAAUGCGUCGCAUGAGGCCGGUAAUUCCAGUCAGUACACGCAUUACGCACAUCCCAAUGGCGGACACGUCGUGGGAUCCGACAGCUCGAGUUCGAGAUACUGUUCAGAUCCUUUGAAGAUGGUUGGUGUUAAAGAUUGCGACGUGACGGACGAUUGUUUCGAGAUUAAAGUGCAGUCCGCGCAUCAACAGGCUCAAGUGGGAAAUCUGAAGCUAGAUUUACCGUUAGAUGAAGAUGAUUAUCUUAUGCCGUCGCCGCAACUGCCAGCCAACAAAACACAGUACAUAGAUCUCAUCGGAGAGUCUAAAUCGCCAGAAUCCGAACUGAAACUUAAGUUAAACAACAUCCGGAAGUGUCCAGAUUUCCUGAUAAUUCAAGGGAAAACAUCGCUGGACAAUCCGGAGUAUCUAAUGUCGCAAGACGAGGGCCCACUCACGCCGCAGAUUCUGGGUAUCCCUACAUUGAACUUGGAGAAAGUCCUAACGAACGGCGCCUUUGGAUCUCAAGUUAGGCAGAGGAGUUCUGAGGAGGAGUCGGAUCACGAGUACUACAACGAUUUUGACCGGCUGGAACGAGAAUUACAACCGUUGAAGCCGUUUAGGAAAAACGAGACCACGGUGUGAUUUUAGUGGUACUAUCGAGAACACGAGAGAAGCUCAUAACUCUAUGGGACUAGAGGUUAUUAUAUCGAAAACGCCUUUACUUCGGGAACAAGGUAAAUCAAACGGCCUCGUGGAAAAGUAGCGAAAACGAAACUCAUCAUUGAAGUUACUAAAUUCCCAAAAAGGAUACAUUGUACUUAGAGAGGACACUUCGCUCAAGUGCCGCGCUUGAUUGUGAUUAGAUGUAAGCUAGAGACCUUUGUACGUAUAUUUUACGAGAUAUAUAAAUAGGACGAGGAAAAGAAGAGACUAUACGAGGACGCACCGGAAAUGAGGAUCGCGCGAUGGCGAUGCUCGCGAACAAGUAGUGCAAAGAUAUUCUUAACGUGCCAUUUGCCGUGGCUUGUAAAUAAAUAACUUUCCGUACUAGUUUCUCGAGGAUGUAAGGUAUAUCCUAGGACUUAAUUUCGCAGCGACAGCGUCCAAGUUCGUCUCUGCUUAAUAGCUUCCUUUCCGACUGGUUUAAGGCCCAACACGUUGAAGCCUUUAUUGAAAAAAAAUAUAUAUAAUUUCUAUACAUGUUCGAUAAUUAAAAUUAGAUAAUUAAAAUUAUAAUUUCUAUAUAUGUUUGUUAAUUAAAAUGUAGAAAAUGGCAUAAGAGAAUGGCUUUUACGAUUUUCAUAGCCUUAAACCGGUCUUGUUUUCCUCACUACUAUCUUACAGAGAUAUCUAGAUCGUGAAAACCAAUGUUCACGAUAAUGAUAUCAAUCUUUUUUAACGAAUGAAAAUAGAGAACAGUACAUUUUCGGCACGAUUGAAUUUUAUAAUUGAAAGAUUGUGGCGCGACAAGUGCGAAUGUCGAGGAAAUAAAGGCUGUCCACAGCGUCCACAGCGAGCUUUUAAGAGAUUCGUGGUCGUUGUUAAAUUUUUAAUGGUGCAAAAAUUACUUUAAGAAUUUUCUUUAUAUCGAGCGAGGUAUCCCAAAAGAUCGCUCAAUGCAUUUUUUCCUUUAGAAAUUGUUACCACUUUUUAAUUUUAUUCAUUUAUAUAAAGAUAAAUUCGUUAAUAACAUCUUAUU
Camponotus floridanus (Florida carpenter ant) is the source of this 6568-nucleotide messenger RNA. RefSeq names its product epidermal growth factor receptor (gene Egfr). The record is from RefSeq and is a predicted model, not a curated record. The coding region runs from base 1144 to 5511 and encodes 1455 amino acids. The transcript has 12 exons. Gene Ontology annotation, molecular function: ATP binding; transmembrane receptor protein tyrosine kinase activity. Gene Ontology annotation, cellular component: basal plasma membrane; signaling receptor complex. NCBI's taxonomy places the organism in Eukaryota, Metazoa, Arthropoda, Insecta, Hymenoptera, Formicidae. Gene Ontology annotation, biological process: protein phosphorylation; multicellular organism development; positive regulation of kinase activity.